GACAGAAACUAGCCCCCGACUCGCCGCGCUUUAGAAUUGACAGGGAUCGAAUCGAUCUGCUCUCGCUGGCCGGCCGGCGUGUUCCGUCAAUGGGGAGCUUCAUCUACGGUGGGCACGGCUGUUUCUAUAUGCCCUCCUCUGACAACAGCCAGCCUCGAUCUGCUGAACCUCAACCACACCCGCUGCCGCUGUUGGGAGACGCACCAGACGAGCAGAUGCUGCUCCGCCGUAUCCGAGGGAUCGAAGAAGGACUCCACGUCCGUGCAGAGCCACCGCCCAACACCGCCGCCUGGAAAUUCUUCAAAACUUUCGGCAGGUGUUUCUAUGUUACGGUGAGCAUUGCAUUGAUUGUUUGGAUUUUCGUGUUGCGACAUUUCCACUUGGAUCCUUAUUUGCAAGACCCCUAUAAGAUGAUAACGCUUCUCAUUUUUGCUCUCGCGCCAGCGGGAUUCGGUUUCAUGAUAACACAAGGAGAUGUAGAGGCCCGGGACACACAUGCUCAAGUGGAAGCACACUUGUAAUUGACAUGUAUACAAUGUAAUGUUAGUAUACACUAGU
Molecule: messenger RNA, 558 nt
Organism: Lolium perenne
Lineage: Eukaryota; Viridiplantae; Streptophyta; Magnoliopsida; Poales; Poaceae
Source: RefSeq, a predicted model, not a curated record